Messenger RNA from Salmo salar (Atlantic salmon), 2243 nucleotides. RefSeq names its product vacuolar protein sorting 36 homolog (gene vps36). The record is from RefSeq and is marked provisional. Gene Ontology annotation, biological process: protein transport to vacuole involved in ubiquitin-dependent protein catabolic process via the multivesicular body sorting pathway. Gene Ontology annotation, cellular component: late endosome membrane; ESCRT II complex. Gene Ontology annotation, molecular function: phosphatidylinositol-3-phosphate binding; ubiquitin binding. NCBI's taxonomy places the organism in Eukaryota, Metazoa, Chordata, Actinopteri, Salmoniformes, Salmonidae.
CGAAAAUGUCGUCGGAUCUGUGAGAAGUUGGCAAAUAUUUAUUUAUACUUGUAUUUUGUUUUGAUUCAAGUAAAACAUGGACAGAUUCACAUGGUCAAAUGGUCUUCUGGAAAUGAAUGAAACAUUGGUGAUUCAACAACGAGGUGUCAAACUUUAUGACGGAGAAGACAAGGCCAAGUUGGAUGUUGGAAUUGUUCUGCUGAGUACUCACCAGUUAAUAUGGAGGGACCUGAAGAAUCAUGAAUGCUGCAUAGCCAUACCCCUUUCUCAGAUCAUCUACUUUGAGGAACAAGCUGCGGGUAUCGGAAAGAGUGCCAAGAUAGUGGUCCACCUGCACGCUUCCCCGGCCAAUAAGGAGCCAGGACCCUACCAGCAGAGCAAGUUCUCCUACUUCAAACUGUCCUUCAAAGAGCAUGGACAGAUAGAGUUCUUCCGAAGGCUGACCGAGGAGUUGAGCCAGAAGAGAUGGGAGAGUACGCCCAUGUCACAACCCAUCCCUACGGCAACCAACUCACAGACAGGAAGGACGCGAGCGGUGGGCAUCGUCGGCAUCGAGAGGAAGAUAGAGGAGAGGAGGAAAGAGACAGAGAAAAACAUCUCAGAGGCCUUUGAGGACCUCAGUAAGCUGAUGGUGAAGGCUAAGGAGAUGGUGGAGCUGUCCAGGUCCAUCGCCAACAAAAUCAAAGACAAGCAGGGAGACAUCACAGAGGACGAGACUAUCCGGUUCAAAUCCUACCUGCUCAGUAUGGGUAUAGCCAACCCCGUUACCAGGGAGACGCACGGCUCGGGUACCCACUACCACCUCCAGCUGGCCAAGCAGCUGGGAGACAUUCUGCUGGCACCGCUAGAGGAGCGUGGUGGGAUGAUGGCUCUAACUGAAGUGUACUGUCUGGUAAACCGAGCUAGGGGUAUGGAGCUGCUGUCUCCAGAGGAUUUGGUGAAUGCCUGUAAGCUGUUUGAGUCGCUGAAGCUACCACUGAGGUUGCGUGUCUUCGACAGUGGUGUGAUGGUGGUUCAGCUGCAGUCCCACAGUGAGGAGGAGAUGAUCUCCUCGGCCCUGGACAACGUAACUGAUAAAGGCUCUCUGACAGCUGAGGAGUUUGCCAAGCUGCUCGGUCUCUCUGUUCUUCUGUCUAAAGAAAGGUUGUUACUAGCAGAGAAGAUGGGUCACCUGUGUAGAGACGACUCUGUGGAAGGACUACGGUUCUACCCGAACCUUUUCAACAGUCAGGCUUGAUGUAAACGUGUCCCAAAUAGCACCCUAGUCCCAAUUAUAGUGCACUGCUUUUGACUCGGGGUCCAUAGGAUUUUUAGUGCACUAUAUUGGUUCUACCAAAACUCUUCUCCACUCAUGUCUGAUCUGAGGACAGCUCAGUGUUGUGGGUUGAAAUGUGUUCGAUCAACGACUGGCAAACCAAAACCCAACUUCUCAGUUGUACCGGGUAUACGACAAAGCAGGAUCAAUGAGUUAGCCAGCUAACUUGUCAAAAUAUUCUGAAAUUAUAUUCUCUACAUGCUUUUUUUUUUUUUUUUUUUUAGAAAGAUACAUUUUAAAAUCUGCAUGGUCUAGUAAUAGGAUUCAGAUCAUCUCUGAGUUUAGCUUUUCUUAAUGAAUCAGAAAGUCAAUAGAUAUUUCUUGUUGUUUAUCAAAGUUAGUUUGUUGAUCUUCCCAUUGUAGUAGAGCCCUCUGUAUCCAUGGCAUCCUGUGUUGUGUUGAUACAGUAGGAAAGAGAAGGGUAACCCAGACCUCACCUUGCUAUCACAAAGGCUGUUUCCCCAUCUGACUGUUCCCUGGACUCUCUAGAGACGUUUGGGCCUUUUUUUUUUUUAGAGAGAGCUCGAGGAAAGUCAAAUAUAUCAGAAUAUAUCUGGUCUCUGAGUCCCAGACAAUAAUAAUCUAGUUGGUUAAGGUUUUUUUUGUAUUGGAUAAUAAGGUUAACGUUGUCUGUCUCAGUGCUUUCAGUUUGAUAUCAUGUCUGUAUCAUCGUCGUCGUCAUCAACAUUGUACUGUAUUGUAUUGUUACCUUGAUCCAACACCUAUGGAACUAGGUUGUAAAAUACCAAACUUCUCCUCUUAAAGUAAAGUGUGUUUUACAGGGCGGCUGUUGAAACCUUUUACAGGUGGAAAGUCUCAGAACGUCUGAAACCUCCCUUUUUGAAGAGAAUGUUAAAUAACUCUCGCGUUGUACCCAUCACCUCAUACCAUGUGUUCCUUUACGUUAUAAAGACUCUAUGUCACAUAA